AGUUCGGUCUCCUCGCGCUGUUUGUGACGUCGCUCACUGGCACGUUCAUACAAGUUCAGGGUGUCGCGCGCUGCAUCCAUGAACGGACAACCGGCACGCACACAUUUUAACCUACAAUGGUGGAGGCCUUAAACCAGCUGCAACUGUCCGGGGUGUUGCUAUGUGUGCUGCUGCUCCACACAGUGUCCCAACAGGGACUGGGAACUGGAGAGAGGGUCAGAACACAGCCAAAUUUCAUCAUUAUACUGGCAGAUGAUAUAGGCUGGGGUGACCUGGAUGUUAACCAACCAGAGAAGAAGACAAACAACACACCAAACCUUAACCUGAUGGCCCAGCAAGGACUUAGACUGACGGACUUCCACUCCCCAGCCUCAACAUGCUCUCCGUCCCGUGCUGCGAUCCUGACAGGCCGGUAUGGCCUCAGAAACGGGGUGAUACAUAACUUUGGAGUGAAUUCUGUGGCUGGUCUGCCUCUUUCUGAAAUCACCUUGCCCCAGCUGUUGCAGCAGGCAGGUUAUUACACCGCCAUGAUCGGGAAGUGGCAUCUUGGGCACAGCGGACCAUACAUUCCAACUAAGAGAGGUUUCGAUUACUACAUGGGUAUUCCCUACAGUAAUGACAUGGGCUGUACUGACACACCAGGAUAUAACCUGCCCCCGUGCUCCCCUUGUGUUUCAUCCAUACCUGAAGGUACCAGACUGAGGACGAGCAAACACGGAGGCUGUUAUUCCAAGGUGGGCCUUCCUCUGGUUGAGAACAGCAGUAUCGUGGAGCAGCCGCUCGACCUGUGGACAUUAACAGAAACGUACAAAUCUGCUGCGCUCAGGAUUAUACACAGGGCCAGAACUCGAGGACAGCCGUAUCUGCUCUACGUUGCACUGGCUCACAUGCACGUCCCACUGGCCCCUCCGCUCAGUCCAGACGCCCCCACCACCCCUCACUAUCCAAGCGAUGACGUGUACACUGCCAGUCUGCAAGAACUGGAUGGUCUGAUUGGAGAAUUAAAAACAGCCUCAGAUAAAGACAACGCUCUAAUCUGGUUCACUGGCGACAAUGGUCCUUGGGAACAGAAGUGCCAGUAUGCAGGAAGUGUAGGACCUUUUACAGGAAAAUGGCAAACUAAUAAAGGUGGAGGUUCAGCUAAGCAGACCACCUGGGAGGGAGGUCACAGGGUGCCCACAGUGGUAUAUUGGCCUGGGAGAAUCCCAGCAAACACCACUAGCUCAGCUCUGCUCAGUGGCAUGGACAUCUUCCCAACAGUUCUGUCUCUGGCUGGAGUGACUCCCCCCUCAGACAGACGUUACGAUGGCAUCGAUGCCACAAAUAUUGUCCUGCAGCGUGAACUCACCGGUCGUGAGUUUCUCUUCCACCCCAACAGUGGGGCAGCGGGGGUGUUUGGGGACCUGCAAACCGUUCGAGCAGGAAAAUACAAGGCUUUCUACAUCACAGGUGCAGCAGAAGCCUGUGGUGGUGGAACAGGAAAGCAGCAGCUCCACAACCCACCUCUGAUAUUUGAUCUGGAACGUGAGGAGGCCGAGGAAUCACCCCUGCAGUUUGACACACCUGAGUAUGAGGCUGUCGCACAAAAGGUUGCCCGCAAAAGGGAGGAACUAUUAUGGGACAUUGCUACUGACAAGUCAGUGUCCACAGCAGACUACAGCACAGAUGAGUCAGCAGCACCCUGCUGCGAUCCAACACAGGCCGUCUGUCGGUGUCACCCAACGUCACAGGAAGACGGAGAGACUUGCACAAAACACUGAUAAAACCCUCAAAGAUAGGCAGACAUGUGGAGACAGAUGUCUUUUGGGUGUAUUAGAAAUUAGUGUGGAAAGGGUUGUUUGUGCGGUUCAAAGUCCAGAUGUAGCAGAUGUGCAAACAAACAAGUGGCUGAACUUUGGUCGUUUUUUUAGUGGUAGCUUCUGUAACUCUUUGUGAGAUCAAUCAUUUGUUAAAAAAAAAAAGGGUAAAUAAAUACAUAGUUAAAAAUGUUUCAAGGAAAUAUGCUUCCAGGGAUGGAAAAGAUACUAGUCAAUAAAUAUGUAUAUGACAUAAAUAGUACAAAUUAUAAAAGUUAAAGUGAGCCAGCUGAAGGGUUGCAUAACUUUCAGGUUUAUUGGAGCUUGAUUUAAAUGUCCAGAACCGAACAGCUCAGUCCAGUUUGAGGGGAGUCCUAACGACGCCAUCUUUUGGCAAAUCGCGUGUAAUUA
Nematolebias whitei (Rio pearlfish) is the source of this 2207-nucleotide messenger RNA. RefSeq names its product arylsulfatase G (gene arsg). The coding region runs from base 117 to 1760 and encodes 547 amino acids. The transcript has 12 exons. NCBI's taxonomy places the organism in Eukaryota, Metazoa, Chordata, Actinopteri, Cyprinodontiformes, Rivulidae. The record is from RefSeq and is a predicted model, not a curated record. Gene Ontology annotation, molecular function: arylsulfatase activity.